AUGGAGAACGGCGGCGGCGUUGGCGAAGGGGCAACAGCGACGGCGAUGGCCGCGGUGCCGGCAGCGGCGGUGCGGGAGCAGGACUGUCUGAUGCCGAUCGCGAACGUGACCCGGAUCAUGCGUCGCGUGCUCCCUCCCAACGCCAAGAUCUCGGACGACGCCAAGGAGCUGAUCCAGGACUGCGUGUCGGAGUUCAUCAGCUUCGUGACCGGCGAGGCCAACGAGCGGUGCCACGCCGAGCACCGCAAGACCGUCACCGCCGAGGACGUGGUGUGGGCGAUGGACAACCUCGGUUUCGACGACUACGUCAUGCCCCUCACCGCCUUCCUCCAGCGCAUGCGCGGGCGCGAGGCCGGGGUCGGCGCCGCUGCAGGGGCGCAGGCGCAGCACGUGGCCACCGCGCCGGGAAACGGCGUGCAGGUGCAGAUGCAUCGGGCCGUGUACGCGCCGCCGGGUCCGGUGCAGGGGUACGCCGUCGCGAUGACGCCGCUAGUGCAGGCCGCCAUCGUCUCCCCGCACGUCGGCGGCCGCCAGGGUCGCCAAGGCGACGUGCUUUGCACAGAACAUGAUGUGACUCGGCAGCAGUGUACCUUGGGAAUGAAGCUUACGGCGCGGGUAGUAGCUAGUAGCCGUGGAGGCUGUGGCGACGACGAAAGCUCGUCGAGCGGCGAGCUGGGGCCGACGACGGGUACGGCGCUCCCAGGUCCACAGUAG
Molecule: messenger RNA, 714 nt
Organism: Lolium rigidum
Lineage: Eukaryota; Viridiplantae; Streptophyta; Magnoliopsida; Poales; Poaceae
Product: nuclear transcription factor Y subunit B-2-like
Exons: 1
Coding region: 1-714 (237 amino acids)
Biological process (GO): regulation of transcription by RNA polymerase II
Cellular component (GO): nucleus; CCAAT-binding factor complex
Molecular function (GO): DNA-binding transcription activator activity, RNA polymerase II-specific; RNA polymerase II cis-regulatory region sequence-specific DNA binding; protein heterodimerization activity
Source: RefSeq, a predicted model, not a curated record